AGUGGCAGUGGCAAUUUAAAACUCCUCGACGUCAACGGUAAGUUAUUUGGGCGCCCCUCCACUCAAUGGUAAAUCAUUCACCGGCACGCCUCCAGUCUGCAGUCCUGCUCGGCUGCUCUCUUCUUCUCGUCUUCUCUCCAUCAAAUCUGUUUAGCAAUCAGGGGUCGGGGCAAGAGUUACAAAUUGAACCAGAAGUCUCAGUACAGGCAAGUUCAACCCAUGGGCGAGGCAGAGGUGAAGCUAGAGGUCGGGGUCAGUUACAGAAUCCUGAAUACAUUACAAAAGAAGAUUUGGCUAUUGAAUUAGGUACUCAACUUAUUCCUUUGCUGCAAAUGACCCAAAAACAGAAGAAGAGACAGUUAGGAGAGAAGGUGAUUGAAAAGAGAAAGUGGGAUGGACCGCCACAUGAUUUCAAAAUGCCAAAACUUGGUAGAUUUGAUAACCGUCCUAAUCAUAAGGGUUACUGAAUGACCAUGUCUCAGAUGUCACCGAGUACAUCGCGGUGAGUGUAAUAAGAAUCCGAGAUAUUGUUUUAGAUGUGGGAAACCGCGACAUGUUGUUGUUGAUUCUCGAGCAACCCGAGUUUGUUAUCACUAUAAUUCUCCGGACCAUAUUAGAUCGGACUGUCCACAAUUGAGGGGUUCGGGAAUGAAUUAUACCGAGGGUAAUCGAGGAAAUCAAAGUGAAGCUAGAAAGGUCGAUCAGUCAAAAGCUAAGGGGCGUGCAAUUCAGAUGACCAAGGGAGAACCCGAAGAGACACCAGAUAUGGUGACAUGUAUGUUUUUGGUGAACUUCGCAUGUGCUAAAGUGUUAUUUGAUUCUGUUGUCAAUUGUUCUUUUGUUUAUCCUUCAUUCGUUGAUUGUCUACAUGUGGAACCCAAACUGUUAGAUUAUGUUUUAGUAGUAGAGACUGAUAAUGAUGAUCGGGUUUCAGUGAAUAA
Messenger RNA from Cynara cardunculus var. scolymus (artichoke), 941 nucleotides. RefSeq lists its product as uncharacterized. The coding region runs from base 66 to 467 and encodes 133 amino acids. Lineage: Eukaryota; Viridiplantae; Streptophyta; Magnoliopsida; Asterales; Asteraceae. The record is from RefSeq and is a predicted model, not a curated record. The transcript is spliced from 3 exons.